AUGUCUAAGCACAACGCUGUUGGAAUCGAUCUCGGAACCACCUACUCCUGCGUCGGAGUCUUCCAGCAUGGAAAAGUCGAGAUCAUCGCUAACGACCAAGGAAACCGCACGACUCCGUCGUACGUUGCCUUCACUGACACCGAGCGUUUGAUCGGAGACGCUGCCAAGAACCAGGUCGCCAUGAACCCGCACAACACCGUCUUCGGUUAGUUUUUCACUCUUGGUACCUUCUAGAACUUGACAAAUUCCUCUUCUGUUCCGGCAUUAGGGUCUGUAGUUUCUGCCGAUAUAAUUUGAGGAGAAAGCAUAAGGAUAUUACCCUGCUCUGGCGCGUUUUGCGUACUCAGUUUCUUUGUCGUCCUAACAAUUAUUAAAAAUUUAUUCUUUCAGAUGCCAAGCGUCUCAUCGGACGCAAGUUCGACGACCCAGCCGUGCAGUCGGACAUGAAGCACUGGCCAUUCAAGGUCAUUUCUGCCGAGGGAUCCAAGCCAAAGGUCCAGGUCGAAUACAAGGGAGAGUCCAAGAUCUUCACCCCAGAAGAGAUCUCCUCGAUGGUGCUCCUCAAGAUGAAGGAGACCGCUGAGGCCUUCCUUGGAGCGUCGGUCAAGGACGCCGUCGUCACCGUCCCGGCUUACUUCAAUGACUCGCAGCGUCAGGCCACCAAGGACGCCGGAGCCAUCGCUGGACUCAACGUGCUCCGUAUUAUCAACGAGCCGACCGCCGCCGCUAUCGCCUACGGACUCGACAAGAAGGGAUCCGGAGAGCGCAACGUGCUUAUCUUCGAUCUUGGAGGUGGUACCUUCGAUGUGUCCAUCCUCACCAUUGAGGACGGAAUCUUCGAAGUCAAGUCGACCGCCGGAGACACCCAUCUCGGAGGAGAAGACUUCGAUAACCGCAUGGUUAACCAUUUCUGUUCCGAGUUCAAGCGCAAGCACAAGAAGGAUUUGGCCUCAAACCCACGUGCUCUUCGUCGUCUUCGCACUGCUUGCGAGCGCGCCAAGAGAACUCUGUCGUCGUCGUCCCAGGCUUCGAUCGAGAUCGAUUCGCUUUUCGAAGGAAUCGACUUCUACACGAACAUCACCCGUGCCCGUUUUGAGGAGCUGUGCGCUGAUCUCUUCAGAUCCACCAUGGACCCAGUCGAGAAGGCCCUCCGUGACGCCAAGAUGGACAAGAGCCAGGUAAGUAUUCAGAUUUGUUAGUUGGGAGAAAAUUAUACGUUUUUCAGGUCCAUGACAUUGUUCUCGUCGGAGGAUCCACCAGAAUCCCGAAGGUCCAGAAGCUUCUUUCGGAUCUUUUCUCCGGAAAGGAACUGAACAAGUCAAUCAACCCGGAUGAGGCCGUCGCCUACGGAGCUGCUGUCCAGGCCGCCAUUCUCUCCGGAGACAAGUCUGAGGCUGUCCAGGACCUUCUUCUCCUUGACGUCGCCCCACUUUCGCUCGGUAUUGAGACUGCUGGAGGAGUCAUGACUGCUCUCAUCAAGAGAAACACGACCAUCCCGACCAAGACCGCCCAGACCUUCACCACCUACUCUGACAACCAGCCAGGAGUGUUGAUCCAGGUCUACGAGGGAGAGCGUGCCAUGACCAAGGACAACAACCUGCUCGGAAAGUUCGAACUCUCUGGAAUCCCACCGGCGCCACGCGGAGUCCCACAAAUCGAGGUCACCUUCGACAUUGACGCCAACGGAAUCCUCAACGUGUCUGCCACCGACAAGUCGACUGGAAAGCAGAACAAGAUCACCAUCACCAACGACAAGGGGCGUCUGUCGAAGGACGACAUUGAGCGUAUGGUCAACGAGGCCGAGAAGUACAAGGCUGAUGAUGAGGCCCAGAAGGACCGCAUCGGAGCCAAGAACGGACUCGAGUCUUACGCGUUCAACCUCAAGCAGACGAUCGAGGAUGAGAAGGUUAGCUUGUUUACACGAAAGAUGUCUGUAUUCUAAUUUUAAUAAUUUUCAGCUCAAGGACAAGAUCAGCCCUGAGGACAAGAAGAAGGUUGAGGACAAGUGCGACGAGAUUCUCAAGUGGCUCGAAAGCAACCAGACUGCCGAGAAGGAGGAGUUCGAGCACCAACAGAAGGAUCUUGAGCAGCUUGCCAACCCAAUCAUCUCCAAGCUCUACCAGGGUGCCGGUGGAGCCCCAGGAGCAGGAGGAGCUGCCCCAGGAGCCGGAGGAGCUGGAGGACCAACGAUCGAAGAGGUCGACUAA
Caenorhabditis sp. 36 PRJEB53466 is the source of this 2207-nucleotide messenger RNA. Lineage: Eukaryota; Metazoa; Nematoda; Chromadorea; Rhabditida; Rhabditidae. The record is from the annotation of a GenBank genome assembly.